Cucurbita moschata (crookneck pumpkin) is the source of this 1486-nucleotide messenger RNA. RefSeq names its product reticulon-4-interacting protein 1, mitochondrial. The record is from RefSeq and is a predicted model, not a curated record. The coding region runs from base 152 to 1246 and encodes 364 amino acids. Gene Ontology annotation, molecular function: oxidoreductase activity. The transcript has 7 exons. NCBI's taxonomy places the organism in Eukaryota, Viridiplantae, Streptophyta, Magnoliopsida, Cucurbitales, Cucurbitaceae.
GUUGGUUCUGGUGGCAAGCUCUCAUAAACCCAUUUCUCCGUAACUGCGCGGAUGGAAAUUCAGACACGUCCACCUUCCUCUCUCUCUUCGGCCAAAUCUGAUUCUCUCUCCAUUUCGCGAAUGCUCUGAUUCAAUUUGAUCUCAAGCAACAAUGCGAGCUCUAUUGCGAUGUCGCGCCUCUGAAUUCGAACAUGGAUCGCCAUUUCUCGAUGGAUUUAGAACCAUCGUCACCACUUGCAGAGCCGUGGUUUUGCCUCACUUUGGUGGUCCGGAGGUGCUCCAGCUCCGCUCUGACGUUGACGUCCCCAACCUCAAGCCUGAUGAAGUUCUCGUCCGCGCGCGUGCUGUUUCCAUCAACCCGCUUGAUACCCGAAUGCGAUCGGGUUAUGGUAGCUCAAUCUUUGAACCACUUUUACCGGUCAUUUUGGGCCGUGAUAUCAGUGGUGAAGUUGCGGCUGUUGGUUCUUCGGUUCGUUCAGUAAGUGUUGGAGAAGAAGUUUUUGGUGCUUUGCAUCCAACUGCUGUGAGGGGUACUUACGCUGAUUACGCAAUACUUUCAGCAGAUGAAUUAAGUGCUAAGCCAGGAUCAUUUACACAUGUGGAAGCCAGUGCCAUUCCUUUUGCUGCACUGACUGCAUGGCGGGCUCUAAAAAGUACUGCUAGAAUCAAAGAGGGGCAACGGGUAUUAGUAAUUGGCGGUGGAGGAGCUGUAGGUUAUGCUGCUGUUCAGAUAUCAGUUGCUUCAGGCUGCCAUGUUGCAACUACUUGUGGAAGUCAAAGUAUAGAUAAAUUACUGGCAGCAGGUGCUGAGCAAGCAGUUGACUAUACUACUGAGGGCAUUGAAUUCACACUGAAGGGGAAAUUUGAUGCCGUUUUGGAUACAAUUGGUGUGCCAGAUACGGAAAGAAUUGGCAUCCAUCUUUUGAAUAGAGGUGGACACUAUAUGACACUUCAGGGCGAGGCUGCAUCAUUGACCGAUAGAUAUGGGCUAGUUCUCGGGCUUCCUAUUGCUACAAGCAUACUGUUGCAGAAACAGUUACAGUACAGAUGCUCCCAUGGAAUUGAGUACUGGUGGACGUACAUGAGAGCGGAUUCUGAAGGUUUAGACGAGAUCAGGAGGCUAUGUGAAGCUGGAAAGCUAAAGAUACCGGUUGAGAAAACAUUUCCGAUCACACAAGUAAGGGAGGCUCAUGAGGCAAAGGAUAAGAACACCAUUCCAGGUAAAGUGGUGCUAGAACUUGAUUGAUGAAAACUCCUUCCAAACACUUCAUGUAUACUUGAUUUGUUGGCUCAACUGCAUUAAAUCCUGUAAAUAAUUUCCUCAGCUUUUAGCAUCGAAAUUGCUUUGGAACUUUACAGGAUGUGAAAAUUUUAACCGCGCUGGAGAUUUAGUUUGCAGCCUGUAAAAGUUUGAGAACGUAUUUGACAUAGACCUUUUUUUCUAGAUUUCUCAAUCAUGAAUAAGAAAUUUCAUUGUUACCUCUCC